AUGAGUAUAAAAGACGUUCCUUUUUUUUUAGAAACACCAUUAACUUCUUUUAAAACAAAUUAAAAAGAACGCAACUUUAAAUCACUUUAAUAAGAAGCAUUAUUUGAUGAUAUACAAAAGCUUCUUAGAAUAAAUUUCUCAACAUAUAGCCCCAUUUCUUGUAAAUUGAAAAAUAAUCAAUUAAAAGUAGUAUCAAUGGUUGGUUAGUUUAAUGAUACAAUAAAGUAUUUGAUUGAGAUAAUUAUUGAUUUAAAUGGCAAAGCAAUCAGAUUGUCUUACGUUAUUAGCAGAGAAAAUGGAUAGUAGUAUUUUAUAGAAUCUAAGGCUUAGAGAUUGCUAAUUAUGAGAGGAAUAAAUAAAUUAAAUUAAAAUACAGAUGUUGGUGUCUACUGCAUUAACAAUAGAGGUGGAAUAAGAUUCAAGCAGCAUAUAUUUUUUGAUGAAUUCACUUUUGAUGAAAUGAUGGAAUAGUAUUAAACACAUUAGAUUUCUCUAAAAACAAAAAAGUACAAAUAAAUUGCUGAAAUAACAGUAGAUACACUGAUAAAAGAAAAUUUAAAUGAGGAUUUAUCUUAGAAAAGGAUAAUCACAUUGCUUCAAAGGAACAUAGAAGCUCAUUUACCUUAGCUGAAUAUAAAUAUUGCUAAAAUACUUUACUUAUGUGAUGAAUUAGAACGCGAAUAUUUUGAUAUAUUAGAAAGAUAAGGAGCUUAAGAAAGUUAAAAACUCUUUGAUGCCUUGGACUAAAUUCACGAGACAAUAGAAGAAACAGUUAACACCAACAAAAUUUAUGUUGAAGAAAUCAGUGAUACAUCAGCAUUUUAAAACCCUGCACAAACAGUUGAAUAAGGUUUAAAAACCAAGAUUCUCUAGGAAAUUAAUAUCAAGAAAAUUAAAAAUAAAGAAAAUAUUGGUUCAGGAGGUUUUGGUACAAUCUUUAAAGCUGAUAUUGUGUUUAGUGGAAUGGAUUAAAAUGUUUAGAGUAUUACAAUGAGCCACUAAAAUUAAAAUUACUCAUAAAGUUUACAUACACAAUCAUCAAGUUUACAAAAUCCUUCAAAUACUGAUCAAAAUACAAGAAAUUAAACAAUUUUGACCUCAAACAAUAAUAAUAUUUAUGUUUCUUAAGCAACAAAUUAAAGCUAACGUUAAUAGCUAUCUUCAAUUUAAAAUUCUUCUAACUCACAGAGCAGCAUUACAGAUAUAUAAAAUUCAUCAAAUAUAUCAAACUCUUAAAGUAUCAGAGAAGAAGAAGGGGUUAAAGAACAUACUAAGUAAUAUGUAUUGAAAAAAAAUAUAGAUUUUAAUUCAAGCGAUCGUAAUAGAGUUUAGCAUGAAAUAGAUAUCCUUAAACUUCUUGAAGAUUACGAAUGCCCUUAUAUUGCUAAAUAUUUUUAUUCGAAAUAAGCUGAAUAUUCUAGUUAUCUCAUCAUAGAAUUCUACAAAAAUAAAGAUCUUGAUACAUUUAAAAGAAACUUUUCUAACACUUCAUCCCUUAUUUCUAAAAUUGAGUUAAUGUACUAAUUCAGCUCGGGUCUUAAAUUUUUAAAUGAUAGAGGUUUCUAUCAUUUAGAUAUCAAACCAGCUAAUAUUUUGGUUUCAAAUAAACAUUAAAUUAAAAUUACUGAUUUUGGUGAGUGUUAUCAUUACGAAAUAUGUGAGAAUAAAUAUUUAUGUGAUUGGGAUGAAAGAAUUAAAGAAGCAAACAUUGCUCAUCUGGAAAAAAUACCAUGGAAAAUGAAAACUCCAAAAGAGGUAAAUCCUGAUAUAAAAUUUAAACCAGCUAAAACUAUGCCUUAUUGUCCUCCUGAGGCGCUAAGUUCUAAGCUGCAAAUCAAUUACUAAAGUGAUAUCUUUUCACUUGGUGUCAUGAUGUGUGAACUCUUUUUUGACGAAUUUCCCUUCAAAUUCAAAAAGUCAAAAUACUCUUUUAUUGAAUAGAAGUUCAAGGAACAAAAAUGGGAAUCCUUUUUGCCAGAAGAAUAUGUUUGUAAACACAAAGGACCUGAAAAAAUAACUAAAAUUAUACUUAAACUCGCACUUCUCUGUUUAAAUGCCAGCAAAUUAGAAAAAGAUAAGGAUGAUAAUAAAAGCUAUAAAUUGGAUAGACCUUGCUUAAGUUAGAUAAUUAUCAUCCUAAAAAAGUGUAAAGAAUAUCUAGAAUAAAGGUAUAUAACCGCUUUUAACAAACCGUGA
Molecule: messenger RNA, 2196 nt
Organism: Tetrahymena thermophila SB210
Lineage: Eukaryota; Ciliophora; Oligohymenophorea; Hymenostomatida; Tetrahymenidae
Product: kinase domain protein
Exons: 8
Biological process (GO): protein phosphorylation
Cellular component (GO): cytoplasm
Molecular function (GO): protein serine/threonine kinase activity; ATP binding
Source: RefSeq, a predicted model, not a curated record